This is a messenger RNA of Cryptomeria japonica (Japanese cedar), 807 nucleotides long. NCBI's taxonomy places the organism in Eukaryota, Viridiplantae, Streptophyta, Pinopsida, Cupressales, Cupressaceae. The record is from the annotation of a RefSeq genome assembly.
AUGGAGAAAAGGAGCAUUGGAAUGGUCUUAACUCCCAAAUUUUGGAAUAAUAAAAGGCGAGUAGAAAAUUAUCUAAAUCUAAAGCCGGCGAUAAAUCCUAUAGAAUCAUCUUUGCUUGAUCAAACAACUUCAAAUUCAGUGAUUUCCACUACUCUAAACGAUCUGUCCAAUUGGGCGAGACUCUCUAGUCUAUGGCCGCUCCUUUAUGGUACUAGUUGUUGUUUUAUCGAAUUUGCUUCAUUAAUAGGUUCGCGAUUCGACUUUGAUCGUUACGGUUUGGUGCCAAGAUCCAGUCCUAGGCAAGCCGACUUACUUAUAACAGCCGGAACCGUGACCAUGAAAAUGGCUCCUUCUUUAGUGAGAUUAUAUGAACAAAUGCCUGAACCAAAAUAUGUAAUUGCUAUGGGAGCCUGUACUAUUACAGGAGGAAUGUUUAGUACAGAUUCUUAUAGUACCGUUCGCGGAGUAGAUAAGUUAAUUCCUGUGGAUAUCUAUUUGCCGGGUUGCCCUCCUAAACCAGAAGCUAUUAUAGAUGCUAUAAUAAAACUUCGUGAAAAAAUAGCUCAAGAAAUAUCUGAAGAUAGAAACGAGUUUCAACAAGGAAAGAGGUAUUUCACUAGAAAACAUAGGUUUCAUUUUGGAUCCAGUAUUCUUAUUGAAAAUAAGGAGGAGAGGUUUUUUCAUCAAUCUUAUGAAUCUCGGUUUGAGUCGACUUUAGAGAUAACUCCCAAAACAUCUGAACCCAUUUCAGAGAUAUCAUACCCUUUUAAAAAUUUGAAGAAAAUACGAGAGGUUGCUGGCGAAUGA